Cylas formicarius (sweet potato weevil) is the source of this 2759-nucleotide messenger RNA. RefSeq names its product paxillin-B-like. Gene Ontology annotation, biological process: positive regulation of substrate adhesion-dependent cell spreading; positive regulation of integrin-mediated signaling pathway; cell-cell adhesion. Gene Ontology annotation, cellular component: focal adhesion; cytoplasm; cell-cell junction. The coding region runs from base 438 to 1619 and encodes 393 amino acids. The record is from RefSeq and is a predicted model, not a curated record. NCBI's taxonomy places the organism in Eukaryota, Metazoa, Arthropoda, Insecta, Coleoptera, Brentidae. The transcript is spliced from 5 exons.
CUAUUUCCUUUUGCGUAAUGACAUUGUUGGCUACAACUUCAAGAAACCAAUCGUUGGCGUUUUACAUCAAACGUAUUCCUAACACUUCCAGUAAAAUUUAACAUUUGUUACUAUCAAAUAUUCGUUAAUAAUUCAUUAAUAUUAAAAAAAAGUUCCCAUAUUUUUCCGACUUAUUGAAAAGUAUUGUAUAACCCUGCAUAGUGAUCUGUUGGAACUUUGGUCGACCGUCGGAACUAUAACCUAAAUCACGAUCCGUCAAUAAAAUAUAAUAAUACAUAGAAAAUUGUGCGAAUCAAAAAUUUUAUAGAUAACAACGACCCACUCAAUCAUUACAGUCCGACAUAACAAGAUACGUCUUAAUCCUUGCUCUACGUUGUUACCCUUUCGGUUUUUGAUUAACUCCCAUCAGUAGCGGCCAUUAUCGAACUGCCAAAUCGAUGGCGCUGAUCGAGAAAAUGGACCGCAAACUGUACGAAGAUGUCCUCAAGCAAAUGGACAAAGACAUAAAAAACCUAAAGGAGUCCGUGGACGAGGCGCUGAUAAAGAAAACCCUAGAAUGGGAGAGCAAGUACACGGAAAUGAAGAAGAGAUGCGACAGGCUCGAGAAGGAACUGAAACGCAACAACAUCAUUGUGUUCGGCGUGGAGCCCCCCGACUACGACCUGGUCGGAUUCGUCGUCAAAAUAGUUAACAGGUACAUGGAUCUGGGGCUCACCGUAGACGACGUUAACGACGUCUAUGCCGUGGGACCGGCGGACAAAAAGAAGAUCGUCGUCAGUUUAGUUUCGUAUAUCAAAAAGCGAGAGAUACUGUCGGGCGUGAGAAAAUUGAGAGGCACGGGGAUCACUAUAGCCGAAGAAGUGACUUUGGAUAAUGAUUACGAGAAGAACAGAAAGGCGUACGAUUUAAAUGAGGGAAGCGGGAGGACGUACAGAGCGACGUACUCUGAUAUCAGAGUCGACUCUCCAGAUUCCCAAAGGUCGGAAGACGAGAUCACCAGGAUGUACGAAGAGAUAAGUCAAUAUCGGGUCGAAUCGGAAGAGGAAGAUGCGGAUAGCGACGGUUCAGACUGCAGUACCCCAGCGUCCAACGAGCCAAAAACCUGCGCCCAAUGCAAGGAAACCAUUACCGGAGGCAUCCUGACCGCCCUGGGUCAGUCCUGGCAUCCGGACCACUUCACCUGCGGCGGAUGCGAGCAACCCAUCACCGAGGCCCGCUUCCAUACCAACGAGGGCAAGCCCUACUGCUCUGCUUGCCACAUUAAAUUGUUCGCUAAAACGUGUCACGCGUGCGACCAGCCGAUUUUGGAUAAAUGCGUGCAAGCUAUGGGAGUCAACUGGCACGAGGACCAUUUUGUGUGCGGCGGUUGCAAGGCCAAGCUGAUCGGCACCCAGUUCAUGGACGUGAAGGGAGCCCCGUUUUGUCAAAAGUGCUACUUGCAGAAGCAUGCCGAUAGGUGCAAGGGGUGCUCCAAACCCAUCGCAGACAAGGCCGUGAUCGCUUUGGACGCCAAAUGGCAUCAGAUGUGCUUCAGGUGCUCGAAAUGCAGCAAACCGAUUACGUCCGAGCAAAAAUUCCAAGUGGACGACGGCAAGCCGCACUGCGUCAAAUGCAACUAAUUUUUUUUCGUUUUUUUUUUUGAUAAUGCUUUUUUAUUGUUAAUUUUUUAAAGAUUUUUACAAAUACGUGGUGGGCUGUUUAUUAUGGGAUGAUACCUUAUCUCAGGACCUGUGAAACAGAGCAAAAAAGAAUAGAGACAAAAGUUGUUUGGCUUCACUUACCUUUAAAGUAUUAUAUUCUUAUAUAUCCAAAGUGUUUGUAUUUCCGUAGACAGACAAGUACAAGACACUUUUGAAUUUUUGACAUAUUUUGAGUUUUAUAUCAAAAGUGACGUAUACAGGUAUAAAUAUAAUCCAUCGAUUUCUCCGACCUAAAGUUUUUUUGGCAUAUAUGUACACAUAUAAUACUAAAAUAUUAUGUGUUGAUAUUAAAAAAAAAGUAUAAAUACAGGGUGUCGAAAAACUUACAUCAAUAAUUUGAAUGAAAGAAUCGUUCAAAGGCAUUUUGAAAAGAUUGCCAACAGAAAGUUACAGGUUUCGAAAUAUUGGCAAUAAAAUAUGUAUCUUCUCGGCCAAUUAAUAGUCGUUUAGCAUUGCUACAAUGGAAAAACGUUUUUUUUGAAACAGGAAACGUGUGAUAAAAAUAUUAUGUUCCUAUUGAAAAAAAAUAUUGACCGAAUUUGUCAUUUACAUUUUCAAUGUUUCUUUUUGAUAAGACUGUAUUUAUUUAGUAUUUUAUGUGUUUUAAAAUAUCAACAUACACCGCUAAAGAAAAAAAGUAAUCCCAAAUAUAUAUGCUUUCAAUCGGAUUUAAUUUAUUGCAAUCGUCACUUCUGAAAUAAAAUAUUACGUAUUAUGUACAAAAAUUCAAAAAUAUCUUAAUAAAUAAGAAAUUUUAAAGUUCUUACUUGUCCAUGAACAUACGAACGCUCUUUGUAUAUAGCGGUAUAACAAUUUAUAAGUUCAAAAUAACUUUUGUCGUACAGUUUUUAUGAUAUUUUUUACAAGUCCUCAUACAAUAAUAAAGGGGCCACUUCAUACAUCCGAUAUAGACGCUAUACAUUUUAUACCGGGUUUAUUGUUUUUUUUUCUCUAUAACGUUAAAACGUGUAUUAAUGUCAAACCGUAAUGUUUAUCCGCGCACAUCAUUUAUACAGCCUUGUACCGAAACAAAAGUUUAAUAAAUUUAAUCCUGCCUUG